Messenger RNA from Hemiscyllium ocellatum (epaulette shark), 859 nucleotides. RefSeq names its product SSU72 homolog, RNA polymerase II CTD phosphatase (gene ssu72). The record is from RefSeq and is a predicted model, not a curated record. Gene Ontology annotation, biological process: termination of RNA polymerase II transcription. Gene Ontology annotation, cellular component: mRNA cleavage and polyadenylation specificity factor complex; nucleus. NCBI's taxonomy places the organism in Eukaryota, Metazoa, Chordata, Chondrichthyes, Orectolobiformes, Hemiscylliidae. Gene Ontology annotation, molecular function: RNA polymerase II CTD heptapeptide repeat phosphatase activity. The transcript is spliced from 5 exons. Bases 106 to 690 code for a protein of 194 amino acids.
UAGGUGGUAGUGCGCCGCCAUUUUGUGUCUGACCGGGCUCCGGUCGCGCGGUUGCCGCUUCCGGUCGUUUUAUUUUCGUUUUUCUGGCGACGGCGCGAGGAGGAGAUGCCCCAGAAUCCGCUGCGAGUGGCGGUGGUGUGUUCGAGUAACCAGAACCGGAGUAUGGAGGCGCACAGUAUCCUCAGCAAAAAAGGCUUCAAUGUCCGUUCGUUUGGCACAGGAACACACGUGAAGCUACCAGGACCAGCUCCGGACAAGCCAAAUAUAUACGAUUUCAAAACUACAUAUGAUCAGAUGUACAGUGAUCUCAUUAGGAAAGACAAAGAACUAUAUACACAGAACGGAAUUCUUCACAUGUUGGACAGAAACAAGCGGAUAAAAUCUCGACCAGAACGUUUCCAGACCUGCAAAGACCAGUUUGAUCUAAUAGUGACCUGUGAGGAACGGGUAUACGAUCAGGUGCUUGAAGAUCUGAAUUCGAGAGAACAGGAGACAUUCCAGUCAGUGCAUGUCAUAAACGUGGACAUUCAGGAUAAUCAUGAAGAAGCCACAAUCGGAGCUUUCCUCAUUUGUGAACUGUGCCAAUGUAUCCAGCGGACUGAAGACAUGGAGAAUGAGAUCGAUGAACUUAUCCAGGAGCUGGAGGAGAAGAGCGGCCGGACCUUCCUUCACACUGUCUGCUUCUACUGAGGGCGGGGCGGUGGGCUCUGCGGUGCUGAUCUGUAUAUAAUUUAUAGUUUAUUUUAAGUUUGAACCGCUGCUCGGCGCUGGUACUGUAACGUGUAGCACAGUCUCCAUCUAACGAUGGUGCAAGGUGUCUCCACCAUGAAGCUUCAUUAAAACAGAAUCCUUGGUCAGA